Molecule: messenger RNA, 1731 nt
Organism: Scleropages formosus (Asian bonytongue)
Lineage: Eukaryota; Metazoa; Chordata; Actinopteri; Osteoglossiformes; Osteoglossidae
Gene: hspbp1
Product: HSPA (heat shock 70kDa) binding protein, cytoplasmic cochaperone 1
Exons: 8
Coding region: 426-1424 (332 amino acids)
Cellular component (GO): endoplasmic reticulum
Molecular function (GO): adenyl-nucleotide exchange factor activity
Source: RefSeq, a predicted model, not a curated record
UCAUAAUGCAUGUUUGUGUGCAUAUAUAUGUAUAUCUUUCUGUGUGUUUCACUGGUGUAGGGAUGAUUGAGUCAUUGCAAGCGGUGUAUCAAGCAGUGUAAGUCACCUUGGGGAAUGGUGUUCACUGGAAGUCGCUUGGCGAGAAGUGACAGAUAAAUACCGUAGGUAAAUGUAAAAACAGUGUACGCGGCUACUAUUAGUGUUACGGUCCGUUGGUUGCAAACGACUGUGCGCCUUUAUUGGGUACGUUACGGCCGAGGGCAGCAUGGUUGCCUGUUGUGUCGCGAUCGUGUGUUUCCGAGCGUCCGGAAUAUUCCAGAUUCCUUCUGCGAAGAGUCUGCGGGCGGCGCGCGUCUGCUCGAGAAGCACGAGUCUAUUCUGAUCCUUGCCUUCAUUCGCUGGGCUGCCUGCGGUAACGGGUGACCAUGGCACAAGGUGGCGGCGAGAGGCAGCAUCCCCGCAACCUGCAGGGUGUCCUGCGCAUGGCGGUGGAGGCGGGCUCUGCAGCGGAUGGCCCCGCCCCCAGCGAGCCCAUGUCGGAGGAGAGGAAGGCGUGGCUGCGGGAGGCGCUCGCCGAGCUUUGCCACGGGCAGCGGGACGAGGUGGAGCAGAUGAAGGAGUGCCUGGCCGUUCUGCGCAGGGGCCUGGGCGGCGGCGAGGACGUCUGCGAGGACGAGGACGAGGACGAGGACGGAGUGGAGGCCGCGCUGGAGCUGCUCUCGGAGCUCUGUGAGAACCUGGACAAUGCCAGAGACCUGAUGGCGCUGGGCGGCCUGGACCUGUGCCUGUCUCGGUGCCUCUCGCACCGGCGGGGGGAGGUCAGGUGGAGGGCGGCCCAGCUCUUCGCCUCCUGUGCGCAAAACAUGCCCGAAGUGCAGUGCUACCUGCUCCAGCAGGAGGCGCUGCUGAGGCUGCUGCGGCUCACGGACACGGACGAGCACCCGACGGUGCGCGUGAAGGCGCUCUACGCCGUCUCCUGUCUGGUGCGGGAGCAGGAAGCGGGGCUGCGCGCCUUCCUGUCACACGAUGGAUUUUCGGUGCUGAUGCGAGGGAUGCAGUCGGACAACGAGAAGCUCAGGACCAAGUCUGCGUUCCUGCUGCUCAACCUGCUGACCGCCUAUCCUGAGCACAGAGACACGGUGCUUUCCAUGGGCAUGGUGCAGCAGCUCGUCUCCGUGCUCCGCUCUCCGCACUCGCCCUUCCACGAGCACGUGCUCGGCGCCCUCUGCUGUCUGGUGGACGAGUGUCCCCGUGGCGUGAGGGACUGCCGCGAGCCAGCCCUGGGCCUCGGCGAGCUGCUGAAGCACAGAGCCGAAGAGCUGGAGGGCCGGCCGGAGAGCCAGGAGGAACUGGAGUUCUGCGAGCGUCUGCGUGCCGCCUGCUUCCAGGGCCAGCUUCCCGACGACAACGGCAUGGACCGCUGAGGGCCCCCCCCCCCAACACCCCCUCUUCCCACAGUCGAACCCCAGACAGCUCAGCACAGACAAGCGGACUUGAAGCUGGAAGGCGAAGCUCCUUCCGCACAGACAUUUAUUGGGCUUCUGUGUGAACAGUGGAGUGAGAGCUACAGGCACAAGAUUCAUUAGACACACAAUAAAGGGAGUGUGACAGCAGCGUGCACGUACACACACACACACACACACACAGUAGUGUGAACAUAUGUGCCAGUCUUUGUCUGAUUCAGCUUGCUGGAUUGUUGUGGUUCCCCAUUAAAGGAAGUGCAUUCUGGUG